UUCAUAUCCAAUUAAUAUGGCGCGUUUAAUAUGAUUGUUGUUGUUGUUCCAUGCCGUUCGUUUCGCGAUCGAUUAAUUUUUUGUUUUUGCUAAACGUCGUUGUAAUACGGUUUCUUUUUCAAUAUUGUUCUUCUCCGGUGUUGCUGGCUGCACGCCUCGUGGGAGGAGAAGUUUUCUCAACGUCGUCAUCGUCCUCCUCCUCCUCCUCCUCCUCCUCCUCCUUCGCCGCCUUCUUCUCAUCCUCCUCUUUCUCCGCCUCCACCUUAUCCAGCUCGUCGUUUCUGACAGCAAAAGCGGAGGAUCGGGGUCGAAUUAAAAACGCGAAGCACUGUUCCGACGAUAUCGAAAUUACGAUCAACCGGCGAAAAGUGCAGAAGAGGAAGUGCAGGACGACGUCGGCAAGAAAGCCCGCCUGGAAUUCAAAAUCGAAUCGACAACGCUCGGUUACGCGAGCGCAUCGUUGAACCGAUUUGAAAAUUUGAAUUUCGAACGCCGUUUGGCGCCCCUUUGCUCUGGCUCUACGGCUCACGGCGAACGACGAAAUAACGACUUUCCGACAGAUCUCGUGCUGCGACUGGGACCGGCGCUGAAAUCCCCAUAACUUUGACGUUUGACGAAAGGUCGCGUGCAUCGCGAUGCCUUGCUUCGACGACGCGCCGCCACAACACAUAUGGCUGGAUGAUUAGCCGUCAUUAAACGUCCCGCAAGUCGGGACGAGUCGAGACGCCAACCGUAACCUCAAACUUGAUCGAUAUUUCCACGUUUCUCGAUCACAUCAUCCGAAACCGCAAACUUUUCCGACGGUUCCGGACUCCGCGAAAUUUUUAUCUAUAAUUCUCCCUACGAUUCUUCUCCUCGUCCUCUCUUCUUCUCGGGUUUAACGACUCAUGGCUGUAUUUUUGUGGGAAUCUCAUCUGCACCGUGACAGGGUUGCGGGCAGUUCAGACAUGGGAAGUGAGCAUUACUGCCUGAGGUGGAACAAUCAUCAGAGCAACUUGCUGGGUGUGUUCAGUCAGCUGCUGGAGUCCGAGUCGCUGGUGGACGUGACGCUGGCGUGCACGGAGGGCCCCUCGAUCCGCGCUCACAAGGUUGUACUUUCGGCCUGCUCCAGCUACUUCCAGGCUUUGUUUCUCGACCACCCAAAUCGCCACCCCAUCGUCAUCCUCAAGGACGUCCGCUUCUCCGAGCUACGAACCCUCGUCGACUUCAUGUACAAGGGAGAAGUGAACGUUGAGUAUUGCCAGCUCUCCGCCCUCCUCAAGACGGCCGAGAGUCUCAAAGUCAAGGGACUCGCGGACAUGACAAACAUCAAUGCAGCCGCAGCGUCGAGGGAAGAACAGCAACAGCAACAGCAACAGCAACAGCAGCAGCAGCAGCAACAACAACAACAGCAACAGCAACAGCAGCAACAUCUUGCCAAUGAGAAUCAGCGGGAUCGAGAGCACCGGGAACGCGAUAGGGACAAAGAACGGGAGAGGGAAAGAGACCGGGAUAGGGAACGGGAACGGGAACGGGAACGGGAACGGGAAAGAGAGAGGGAGAGGGAGAGGGACAGGGAAACGGAAGUGGAAUGCGAACAAUCUCAACCUCAGCAGCUCAGCGACGUCAUGGAAGCGGUUCAUAUGACCGAGUGUCCACCCUCCCCCACGGGACCCGGGAGUCCCUGUCCUGGACCCCUGGCCCUCCAUCGACCCAGAAGGAACUCGGAGGACGCUGCGAGCCUCGAAGAAACGAGAGGCUCCCUCAGUCCCAUCUCCGUUCACAGUGGUCCCAGCGACAUGAGUCUCAGUAAUAACACCACCGGUGCUCCAGCCGGAAGCAUCAUACCCCUUCAACUGCCACAAAGCAGGCUUCCGUCUCCUCACAGUACGGAGCCUCUCGCCGGACCCUCGGGACUUCCGCCUGUACAGCAAGUUCCUCUAUCCCUAAAGAAGGAAGUAGAUUGGGAGCGAUCGACGGACGAUCGAGUAUCGAAUAUCGAGGCGACGACUGACUACAGACUCCCACCAGAUCCGGUAUCACUGGCUCUGGGCUUGGAGGUCGGAGGAUGGGGUGCGCUGAUGGAGAGGUCGUCGAGCGCUGCCCACGGCUCGCUCUUUUCGUCGGGUGGGUUGGCAAGCCUGGCGCGUCGAUGCGGCGUCUGCCUGGCGGCGUUUCCAUCCGCGUGGCUAUUGGAGCGUCACGCGUUGCUGCAGCACGCGGGCCACCCUUCCGACGACAAGCCGUUCACCUGCGAGCAGUGCGGCCAACGUUACCGAUACCGAUCGGCGUACGUCAAGCAUCGGGAGCAGAACCACCGCGCACGCCUCCCAGCGGACAAGCUGUUCACCUGCGACGUCUGCGGCAUGCAAUUCCGGUACCUCAAGUCCUUCAAGAAGCACCGACUGAAUCACGCCUUAGAGCGCCUCCACCGGGUUCCCGAGUCCCUGCAGCCGGGGCCCGCGGAGCGUAGUGACCAGGUUUCGAGCACCGGAGAGCCGUCCCAGGUGGAGACGACCAGUGAACCGAGCCUCCCGGACGCUGAAGACCGGGUCCAGGUUGCCUCGCCGGAGGCUCCCAGGGAAGAAACGACCUCCGAGACGACCAGCGUCCAGGAGAGCCUCCAGGAGGCCGGGGCUCCAGUCGACGUCGACGUCGCCGUCGGUCCCAGGGGCGGUGGUGGCAGCGAAGUUGGAGAGGCCGAGGACGCGGGGCUCCAAGACGAAGAUCGUGGUGAGCCUGCAGACACGAUGCUGGGUCUCCUCAGAGGCCACGACUCCGAGAGACGCGAGCGCCGGUUCGCGUGUCCAUUUUGCGGCAAGUGCGUGAGGUCGAAGGAGAAUCUUAAGCUCCACGUCCGCAAGCACACGGGCGAAAGGCCCUUCGUGUGUCUGUUUUGCGGACGAGCUUUUGGCGGCAAAAGCGACCUCACAAGACACCUUCGCAUCCACACCGGCGAACGACCCUACCACUGUGAAAUGUGCGGCAAGUGCUUCGCCAGGGCUGAUUACCUAUCGAAGCACCUCACCACCCACAUCCAUCAGCGUUAACCGCUUCGAGGGUGUAUUUUCAGCUGCUAAUCAGAGGACCCGCUUCUUUUUUCCAUCCACACCGCGCGGUUGUUGAUCGCUUUUUCGUUUACUAU
Messenger RNA from Diprion similis, 3124 nucleotides. RefSeq names its product zinc finger and BTB domain-containing protein 7C-like (gene mamo). The transcript has 4 exons. NCBI's taxonomy places the organism in Eukaryota, Metazoa, Arthropoda, Insecta, Hymenoptera, Diprionidae. The record is from RefSeq and is a predicted model, not a curated record. Gene Ontology annotation, biological process: regulation of transcription by RNA polymerase II. Gene Ontology annotation, cellular component: nucleus. Bases 888 to 3029 code for a protein of 713 amino acids. Gene Ontology annotation, molecular function: protein binding.